AUGAACGGAAGAAAUGAGACGCCACCUAUAUUGGAACGAGAAGAUUAUGGUGGUGAUGAUACGAGGUCUCCACCAGAUUCGCCUAUGCAAAACGUUAAUGGUUAUACUUCAAACGGUCACAUGAAUGGUGUACACGUGAACGGAGUAAACGGAAGAAACAGAGUUAAUGGCGGCCUAAAUAGAAACGGUGUUCAUAUGAAUGGUGUUGCGAAUCGGAUUGCUCGUCGAGACGAAAAUAAUCGUGUUGUCCGUAGAGAGGGGGACGAAGAUUAUUUCGGAGAAUUCGAUGAUAACCUAAAAAGUGAAGCUGAUAGGGAUGAAGAUGAUGGAGAUGAAGGUGAUGAUGAAGAAGAAGAUAAUUCUUGUGACGACGAGACGGAAGUGAUGGAUGAGGAGAUGGAUUUCAACGAAUAUGAGCAUGAUCUCAUGAAGGAAUUACAAAUGGACAGAAGUCAAAAAUCAGAAGCAAAUGAGACUGUAAACGAAGUAGAAGAUGAUAAUUCUGUGUCUUCGGGUAGAGAAUCAGAUGAAGCAUUGUGGCAGAUGAUGAAAGCUGAUAUUAAGUACAAAUAUCAUCCGAGAAGGCCGAAAUGGGACGAAGCUCAAAAUGAAGGAGAAUUUUAUGAGCACCAUGAAUCAUGGGCAGCUGUUGUUCCCCAUUUUGAAGACUUUAUUUUGAUUGGACGACCGGGUCAAGUAUCAUUUGCUCAAAAUUCAAAAGACUUCAUGAUCGACCCACCAUCAGAAGAAGAAAACGAUGGCAAGAAUAAUAAUGAGAAAUCUGAUUCAAUGAGUGGAAAUACUGAAAGUCUCAAAGACGAUAAUUCAUAUAUGUCACUCGAUGAUAUGUCAAACAAUGACCGAUCAGUUCCUGAAACAAGAUCACUCGACGAUUUCAAAUUAAGCGAAAUGGAAAAUUGCAGCACACGUGAUCACUCAGUCACGAUUUAA
Molecule: messenger RNA, 951 nt
Organism: Caenorhabditis bovis
Lineage: Eukaryota; Metazoa; Nematoda; Chromadorea; Rhabditida; Rhabditidae
Source: the annotation of a GenBank genome assembly